AUGGCAUCUGGGCCUCCCAACCCAGAAACGGCACCCACAGCCCCUGAACCUGCCGAUCCAGAUACGCCACCCACGCCGUGGGCGGCGAGGUUCGGAAUCUCGGAACGAUAUCCAUUUAGAGCCAGUCAUUCAUCUGGAUUGCAUUCUCGGUUUCCAGAGAUCGAUAUAGACAACUACGGAGCUCUUACUGCCGACGAAACCCCGUUACCAGAGCCUGGCGAUGAGGAGAUUGACCUCCUGUUCCAGGAGGAAUAUCAUCAGAGAGCACAAAUCGGGGGGUUUCAUACUUCUGAGGCCGCUGUCUUCAAUUCAGAUGCCUCUCUCAGAGAUUGCGAUUUUUCAAUCGACGAAGAUAACUGGGAGCCCGCGUUCUGCAAGGAAAGAUGGUAUAAUCUCAAUGAGCCCAUCCUGCAAGGGUUUGCUGGGCAGUCGCUCUAUCCCGAGCUUUCAGACGGAGCGACCUUCAAUGUCGAUAAUCCGGUUUUGUGGAAUGUGCUGAGACCCUGCCUCGAGCUAGCCAAUCGCCUAUUCAAGGCAUCAGCUCGCCAUCCCUUGUACUCUGCUCUUCUGUCUAUCAACAGAGAAACAAAUCGUUGGUUCGGGCAAACGCCUUACAAUAUCAGUGGCAAUCCGAUGUUGGCUAGAGAUCCAGCCAACUUUGAUCCCGAUGGUGUACUGCGCACGUUCAAGAAUUAUGCUGCAAAAAUAAUUAUUUCCUUCAUUCCUCCAAGCGCUACGGGGAGGACUGCCAAAGUGUUUGGUGUUACAAGGCCAAUGACCGACGAGACCGGUAGACACCCUCCGAGCCCGGUGAACACACAUUAUGUGCUGAUAUUGAUUAAUCCUGCAUGCUAUGUGGAUGGUGCACAACAGAUUUGUAUUGUCUGCCACUGGACCACGCUUGGGACAGGAACCUGCGUACCUCAAUGGGUCAACGAGAUUGGCUUUGCUUGGGAAACAGCAAUAUUCGGGGGGAGGGUCUUCGGUGACCCUCCCCCAUCAAUGCCACUCACCCGUCAGCGAUGGAACCAAAGGCUUUUGCUCUUCUCAUUCGAAGAGUUCCCCAACUACGCAAUUUUGAAGACCACUAGCGGGGUUAAUGAACGGUUGCAUCGGGAUCAAAGGUGGCGUCAAUUCAUUAUCCCCCUCUCCCUUUGGUAUUAUACCGUGCACAGUCGGUCUUUACUCCGGAGCGGUAUACUGGAGUUUAGAGCUGCGCACGUACAACGCGACGAGCUCGAAGCUGAGAAGCUCCUCAGAAACUUCACAUGUAUCAGAAACGAUGCCUGGUGGGAUAAGACGACGUUACUGGAGUUGGAUCCCGUGGAUUGGUUUGUUGACGCCGUUGCGUUCCUAAUGUGGGCCGUUAUGCCCAGACGUGAUGAAAUUGAUAGGACCGAAACUUUCAACAUCCAGCAGAGCAAUUGGGAACCAAGCGCGUCUGCUCGUCAGUUUGCAGACACAAGUGAAUCUGGAUUGGGGGGUUCGCCCUACGCAAUCGACGCCACUGGCCGCUACGCAUCCGAGAAGACGACUAUAAAUAGACGCCAUGUCCCAGUGAGAGCGGGCGAUAAAUUUGGUGAUCGAGACACCCUAUUGGAAGAGUUGAGAAUCAGGGUCACCGAGCGCUUAAAGCAAUCUACAGUACCACGUGACAUCGAGCAGGCCUUCUUGGUUGCACUCGACCAGGCUGAGGCCGAUUCCAAGGUGACGGACCAGUAUGAAUGGUUGCCCAGUUUCAACCUGGGGAUAAGAGGCUGGAUCAGGCCGUCAAAUCAGAGUCAUGUCGGGACGACGCCCUCUGGGCCAGCAACGAAUUACAAUGGGCCAGCACCACAGCAGUACAUGGGUAAUGUGCCGCAGGCACCAAACCAAGGAGGUCAACCUCCUUCUAAUACCAUGCAGGGUCUCAGCCUAGGAGGGGCUUCAGCCCCGGCAGGUCAACCAGAUCGUACCAGAUAUCACACAAUAGGCGAGGUUGGAAACCACCAAAUUCGCACGGACUUGUGGGCACUCGUCGAUGAUGGGAGCCAAGGUUUUGACAUCUACGAUGUUACGGAUGCUGUUGAAGCGAGAAGAACUGCCAGCUUGGCGAACACAUUCAACAUCACAUCUAUCAUUCAGAAGACUCUUCUUGGACUCAAAGCCCUACCCGAAUUUCAGCGGCAGCUCAGGGAAUCACAUCAGCCACUUGGAAAAUUGAUACGGCCGUUCAGGCAGGAGGAUAUCGCAGAGCGGCACGGGGGGACUGGGCGACCUUUGUGGAUUGUCAUCGGUAAAGACGUUUUUGAUAUUACAAACUUCCCUUUCAGAAGCCAUACUCAGCGGGAACUACUCAGGUCUCAGCCAGGUAGAAAUCCUAUGCAGGCGAUUAUCGCAAACGGAACCAUCGACCCGUACCAGUUAAUAGAAGAUCUUCGACCGCAUAGGUGCGCUAUAUUGGCUGAGCCUAGGCCCGGUGAUGGUCCGGACGCUUUCCACGAGAGCAUCUACACGACGAAGGAAGUUGCCUGGCAUACUUAUCGAGAGGUUGGAAUGUAUACCAUAAUCAGAGACAAAGUCUACGAUCUGACUGAUUUCGUGGAAUCUCAUCCCGGUGGUACAACACUAUUGAAGCAAUGGGCUGGCAAAGAUUCGACAGCAGAAUUUCUCCGGUACCAUGGCAAUGCCGAUCAGUGUCUGACGGACUACGAUUUCCUUAGAAUCGGCCGUGUGGUACGCGAGAGCCGUAUGCCCGCUGCUAAUGACCAGGUCGUAAUACAUGGCCUGGUGUACGACCUAGGGCCUAUCAACAGGAUGAUGGUAUCUGGCUGGCGGGAGAUGCGAGAGGCAACUAGAUCGCUCGGUGGGACAGACGCGUCCCAGAGAAUGAGAGUGGAUAUUGUGGUUGAUCCGUCGGCGGGCCUGAAGAAAGUAGUAUCCAAGAGGGAGCUCAUCGUUGCCAAGAUGAUACCUCCUUUACCUGAAAUCACUCCUGAAGAGCUGGCUCUUCAUGACGGGUCGAUUAUCAACAUUCCGGAAAGGUAUGACAUCUCCAUUCGGGGAUGGUCACCUCCGCUUCGGAGACCUGUCUGGGUUGCUUACGGACGAGACGUCUAUGAUGUUACCACCCUCAAGAUGUACGGGGAUCAAGGCCUACAAGACCACAUCGAGAGAUACAAGGCACAGGUAGUCCCAAAUGGACCAUUUUCCACGCAGCUUGAACAGGAUUUCUCUCACCGAGUAGUUGGCAUAUUGGUACAAAGCAAGAGGUCGACAGGGGAUGUCGUUGACAGUGGCAACGGUGGGCAAGACGAAGGUGGGCCAUCAAUCAAGCGUAGGGCUAUCGGGUCCUAA
This is a messenger RNA of Diaporthe amygdali, 3336 nucleotides long. RefSeq lists its product as uncharacterized. The record is from RefSeq and is a predicted model, not a curated record. The coding region runs from base 1 to 3336 and encodes 1111 amino acids. The transcript has 14 exons. Lineage: Eukaryota; Fungi; Ascomycota; Sordariomycetes; Diaporthales; Diaporthaceae. Gene Ontology annotation, cellular component: membrane; intracellular membrane-bounded organelle. Gene Ontology annotation, molecular function: heme binding.